This is a messenger RNA of Colletotrichum godetiae, 1677 nucleotides long. RefSeq names its product amino acid permease. Gene Ontology annotation, biological process: amino acid transmembrane transport. Gene Ontology annotation, molecular function: amino acid transmembrane transporter activity. Lineage: Eukaryota; Fungi; Ascomycota; Sordariomycetes; Glomerellales; Glomerellaceae. The coding region runs from base 1 to 1677 and encodes 558 amino acids. Gene Ontology annotation, cellular component: membrane. The transcript is spliced from 4 exons. The record is from RefSeq and is a predicted model, not a curated record.
AUGACGGCGCACGAUUCCUCCCGGCCCCGGUCCAUCGGGCCCGCCGCCGACGACGAUGCGGUCCGAGACAUUGAAAAGUCCGGCGCCGACGAACACCACGACGACAAGGCCGCCAUCUUGGAGCCCCAGCUCAAUGUCGGCGGCCACGGCCGCACCCAGCGUCGCCUGCGCGACUACCAGGUCACCAUGAUUGGUUUCUGCAGUGGUAUCGGAACUGGUCUCUUCAUCGGAACGGGCUCGGCCUACGCCAAGGCCGGCCCGGCCGGUCUGCUGCUCGCCUACAUCAUCGUCGGUGCCGUUCUGUGGUGUGUGAUGCAGAGUAUUGGAGAGCUUGCGACUUUGAUUCCUACCGCCGGUUCAUUCCCCCAUUGGGCAACCCGCUUCAUCGAUCCGGCCGUCGGCUUCUCCCUCGCAAUUUCUUACGGCUACUGCUACACAAUCUCCAUCGGCGCAGAAGCCUCGGCAGCCGCGAUCUUAGUGUCGUACUGGACAGACAUAACGCCCGCCGUCGUCAUUACGAUUUCCCUCGUUCUUAUCCUCUUCUGCAACCUGCUCAGUGUGCGCUGGUACGGCGAGACCGAGGUUGUAGGCGGUUCCAUCAAGGUCCUCUGCUUCAUCGGCCUCGUCUUCACCUCCAUCAUCAUCACCGCCGGCGGGGGUCCUAACCACGAGGCCAUUGGGUUCAAGUACUGGAACAACCCCGGCGCGUGGGUUGACUACAACGGCAUCACUGGUUCGACUGGUCACUUCCUGGGCUUCCUCGCUGCCUUUGUGAACGCGUCCUUCUCCUUCAUCGGUGUAGAAACAGUCGUCAUCAGCGCCGCAGAAUCAAUCAACCCCCACAAAGCCAUCCCCAACGCCGCCCGCCGCGUGACAUGGCGCAUCGGCUUCUUCUACGUCCUCGGUGCCCUCCUCAUCUCCCUCAUCGUCGACCCCCGCGAAGAAGGCCUCGUGUCCGACUCCGGCAACGCAAACUCCUCCCCCUGGGUCAUCGCCAUCCGUCAAGCCGGCAUCAAUAUCCUUCCCUCCAUCGUCAACGCCUGCAUCCUCGUCAGCGCCUGGAGCGCUGGUAACUCGUACUGCUGGGUCGGCUCCCGCAUGAUUGUCGCCAUGACGACGGACCGCCAGCUGCCGCAGUUCUUUGGCCGCACGACGAAGCACGGUGUGCCGUACGUUGCUGUCAUUACCUCCUGGUUGUUUGGGCCGUUGGCGUAUCUUAGUCUCGGCUCUGGUGGUGCCGCGGAUGCGUUUAACUGGUUGCUGAGUCUGAGUACCGUUGCUGGGUUGAUUGCGUGGGCGACGCUUUGCUUCUGCUACAUCCGCUUCCACAAGGCGAUGAAGGUGCAGGGCGUCAGCCGUGAUACUUUGCCCUGGAAGGCGCCCUUCCAGCCGUUCGCGGCCUGGUUCGGCUUCAUUGGCUCGACCAUCAUUGUCUUUGUUGCUGGGUUUUCCGUCUUCCUGGCGGGUAACUGGUCGACUUCGGACUUUGUCUCGUCGUAUAUCGGAAUCCCCAUCUUCAUUGUUCCUAUCAUCGUCUGGAAGAUUGUUCACAAGACCAAGUUCGUUCGCGCUCACGAGAUUGAUCUCUGGUCUGGCCGUCUUCACGAGUCAGAGCGGGCUCCCGAGAAGCCCAAGCCGACGACUGUGGGCGAGAGGGUCAAGGACUGGUUCUCAUGA